AUGUCCCAAGGUUCAAGACUCCAAGGCAAGGUUGCUAUCGUCACCGGAGGAGGUGCUGGGUUUGGUGCAGCCAUCGCUCGACGAUUCGGCGAAGAGGGUGCCAAAGUAAUCGUUACCGAUAUCAACGUUGAGGGCGGCGAGAAAGUCGCUGCGCAGAACCCUUCAAAUCUCACCUUCCAGCGUCAAGAUGUUACACAAGAAGCAGACUGGAAUAUGGUUUUGGAUUUGGCAUUCUCCAAGUUUGGACGAGUGGAUAUAUUAGUGAACAAUGCGGGCACCACCUAUCGCAACAAGCCAACGUCAGAGGUCACAGAGGAAGAGUGGGAGCGCGUGUUUAAGGUCAACGUGAAGAGCAUUUAUCUCGCUACAAAAGCCUUGAUGCCGCGUUUCAUUGAGCAAGGCCAAGGCGGGUCGGUGAUCAACAUCUCUUCCACGGGAGCGAGUCGACCACGACCUGGAUUGGUUUGGUAUAAUGCUACCAAGGGGGCAGUCACUAAUGCCACCAAAGGUCUCGCCGCGGAGUACGGUCCCCACAAUAUCCGAUUCAACACUGUUGCUCCUCUUCUUUCUGGUACUGGACUGUUCUCUAUGUUCACCGGUAUGGAAGAUACCCCCGAGAACAGAGAGAAAUUUAUCGGAAAUGUGCCGCUAGGCCGACUCUGCGACGUGAAUGAUAUUGCCAACAUGUGCCUGUACCUGGCCAGCGAUGAGGCUCGUUUCAUCAACGGCACUGAAAUGGUGGUUGAUGGUGGAAAGUUGACAGCUACUGACUACAUUGUACAUAUCAUUCUGUAUCCAAACAUGACAUACGACUUUAAAUCCGUCCCUGUCAUCGACCUAUCCCUCGAGAAGUCACCCAUAACUCGGCCCAAGCUUCUCCAAGAACUCCACCAUGCCCUCACCUGCAUUGGGUUCUUAUAUAUCAAGAAUCACGAUGUUCCACAAGAUGUAAUCUCAAACCUGAAAUAUGCUCUCCCUACACUCUUCGCCCUCGAUGCGGCCGAAAAAGAAGAAGUGGCUUUACACAACUCUCCUCAUUUUCUGGGAUACAGCCCAGUAGGCUCAGAAACAACAGCCGGGGUUGCAGAUAAGCGUGAGCAGUUCGAAUUUGCAACCGAGCUGCCAGAUCUAUGGCACCUGGGCCUUCCUCUUUAUGAACGGUUAAAAGGACCGAACCAGUGGCCGUCAACAAACCCAUCUCUUCGAAUCAUCAUUGAAGAAUAUAUUCAUGAAUUAACGAACCUCGGCGAGCGAUUUUUACGUCUGGUCGCCGAAGCACUCUCCCUGAAUCCCGAGACUUUAUUCUCAUUCCUUUCGGAACAACACCGUCUCAAGAUAGUCCAUUAUCCCGCCUCAGAUCCUAGUUCAGAUUCCAACAUGCAAGGUGUGGGUCCUCACAAGGAUUCCUCUGGAUGGUGGACAUUUCUUCUCCAAGCAUCACCCCCGACUGUGAAGGGCUUACAGGCUCUCAACAAGACAGGCGAAUGGAUUGAUGUUCCUGCAAUUGAAGAUACGUUUGUUGUGAAUAUCGGACAGGCUUUUGAGGUGGUUACUCAUGGCGUUUGUAAGGCGACGACGCAUCGUGUGUUGUCAGGUUUCUCGGAGAGGUAUAGUGUGCCCUUUUUCCAGGGAGUGAGGGGGAGUUUGACGAAAGAGGAGGCAGUUGGGACGCUGAGGAGUCAUUUUGCUAUGCAAAAGAUGGCACUGGAGGCGUCGGAGGGAGCGAGUGUUGACUCUGCCUUUUUGAGGGGUAGGUAUGAUACUUGGGGCGAGUCGCAAUUGCGGACGAAGAUUCGGAGUCAUCGUGAUGUAGGGCGGAUGUUCUAUGCAGACGUGUUUCAUGAUUAUGUCAAUGAUGAUAGUUGA
This is a messenger RNA of Penicillium griseofulvum, 1866 nucleotides long. Its product is annotated as Oxoglutarate/iron-dependent dioxygenase. The coding region runs from base 1 to 1866 and encodes 621 amino acids. The record is from RefSeq and is a predicted model, not a curated record. Lineage: Eukaryota; Fungi; Ascomycota; Eurotiomycetes; Eurotiales; Aspergillaceae. The transcript is spliced from 6 exons.